This is a messenger RNA of Adineta steineri, 1947 nucleotides long. NCBI's taxonomy places the organism in Eukaryota, Metazoa, Rotifera, Eurotatoria, Adinetida, Adinetidae. The record is from the annotation of a GenBank genome assembly.
AUGGCAACGAUUGUUGAUCAAUCUCAAUUGUCAAUGACAUUUGAAGAAAAAAUACAUGCAACUAUUCUAUCUCAGCAAAAACGAACACUCAAUUUACCAGCUGUACAACGAAAACGGAAAAAAAUUUCCAUAGUACCUGUCGGCUUGUCGAGUACAAUAAAUGAUCAAAAUAUUGAAAAUAUCAUCAAAAAUCUUGACAAUUAUCUAUUUGAUGGUGUGAUGCUACUUGUCUGGUGUAAACGAACUACAUUUUAUAAUAGUGAAUUCAAGAAUGAUGAUCAGAGCAAUAAAACAUCGCCAUUCUUUCGACAAUGGAUAUUAUUGUAUUUGAAAAAGCCUGAUCAAGUACUUUCAACACAUUUAAAUACAAUUCCAAAAUAUGGUGGUUGGGGAGAUCUAAAGGCACUGUAUUCAUGUGCAGAUCACAUGAAAAAUCGAUUUCCAAUCGAAUUAAAAUUGCUUGAGAAUCUUCAGUCAUUAUCCAAUAUCACUGUUAAUAACGAUGAACAAUCUACUGAUUGGAAAGGUUAUGCAUAUGAAAAUUAUAGAUCUCUUAUCUCAACAAUUUGUCAAAUGUUAGAAAAGAAAACAUCUAUUGAAAAGCAAACGAAAUUAAUGGAUCGACCAUUAUUCUGUACAAGAAAAAAGCGAGAAGAAUUGUUAGCUGCUCGACCCUCGUCACGUAUUACAAAUCCCGAACCACAACCCGGUGUUCCAUGUACUUUGAAAGAUCUGGAACCAUUAUUAGAACAUUUGUCAUCAAAUAAACCUGGACCUUCAGAUGAUAAUCAACCUAUCGUUUUUCCACGUGGAACUAUCAUGUCAGGUGGACGAUUAGAUUUAUGUAAACAAGUUGUAGGUCCACAAGGUGUUCAACCUUUACUUGACGCUAUGAAGCAUAGCGCAUUUGUUACUAGAUUAUUACUUGGAAAUAAUAUUGUAGGACUACCAGGUGCUCAAGCUAUCUCUGAAUACAUUCGUUCUAAUUCUUAUUCAAAUAUAGAUACAUGGUACAUCGCCUGUAACAAAUUUGAUAGCGAAUGUAUAUCAAUGAUAUGUGAUGCAUUAGCUACCGAUACCAAAGUCAAAGCACUUUGGUUAAAACGAAACCCGAUUCUAGCUGACGGAGCGGUUCAUCUUGGUCGAAUGUUAACAACUAACAAUUAUUUACAAAUAUUAGAUUUAUAUAAUACCGGUUUAUUUGAUCGAGGUUGUGAAAUAUUAUUUAACGCAUUGAAAAAUAACUCUAGCUUAAAACAUCUAUAUAUGGAUAGUAAUGGUCUUACCGCUAAGAGUGGACAAAUAUUACGUUUACAUUUUGAACAAAAAUACAAUCAUUUAGAAACAUUGUUUCUAUCGUGCAAUUCCUUAGGUGAUGCAGGUACACAAGAAUUAGCAGUAGGAUUAAAACAUGAUCAAUGUUUGAAAAGCCUUAGCCUAUCAUCAAAUUGUCUUGGUUUUGAUGGUAUAAAAGUUUUGGUUGAUAAUCUUAUUAGUAAUACGACAUUGCAACAAUUAGACCUUGGCUAUAUGAAAUCAACUACUUUGUAUGAGGGUCUGAAUAAUAUUAUUAAAGAUGAUAGUGCUGCAGAAAUUAGUAGAUUACUACAAUUCAAUCAUUAUAUUCGUUCGAUUGAUUUGACAAUGAACAGUAUUUCGGAACAAGGACUAUUACAAUUAAGAGAUGCUCUAAAAGGAAAUCAAACAUUGACAACGUUAAAAGGAUUAACAUUCAAACGAGUACGCAAUAAAAUACUCAAACAAGAUAUAAAAACUAUGAUUGAACGUAAUCAAAUUGAAUGGGGUAAACAAGUGCUUAAUGCUAAUGCUGAUAAUACAACACACCUAUGUGAUUCUGACUAUUUAAAACAAGGACAACAACUCAAUAAUAAUAUUAAUUUUCCUGAACAUAUAAUAGAAAUUAUUAGUCAUUACAGAGUACAAUAA